This is a messenger RNA of Amoebophrya sp. A25, 1710 nucleotides long. The record is from the annotation of a GenBank genome assembly. NCBI's taxonomy places the organism in Eukaryota, Dinophyceae, Syndiniales, Amoebophryaceae.
AGUAAAUUUUCCACUCCCAAGACCCGCUGAAAUCUAACCCCUGUUUCGCUUUUUGGAACUUAACAUCCCCUCUCUUGAUGUCUGGUUUGUAGUCGUCCAUGUGUCGCGUUCUCUACUCAACGAAAAAUUGCAAGCACCAUAUGAUUUUCGUUUCCGUCCGAACUCUUCUUAUUUUGAUUGUCAAUCCUCUGAUUCCCUUUUAUCUCAACCAAAAGACCAAAAGAGAUGGCCGACGAAGAUGAAGAACUCAGUGCCGCGAUCGACAAGGGAGAUGCAAACGCAGCUGCAGCGCUACUUCUGAAUAAAACGGGUCCACCUGCCUAUGCCUCUUUCGUCGACAUGUGCAUAUCCCGUGGCAAGAUUGAAUUUGGAUUCAACACUCUUCUCGCUGUAGCAGGCACAUCAGGUGACUCAGCAGAUAAUUCACGUCCUUCGGUUUCUGAGAUGCUUAUUCUGCUUCGCAAAAUCCAAGUGCUUCCAACGGAGCCAAAAAGAACGCUGCAGUGGAUAGACGAUGAAGGAGGGAAAGUACUCACGGAUUUACAUAUAAGAUGAGCAUCUUUCGUUGUAGUUAGGUGGAUGUGACGAUAGAUUUUUAUCAGAACAACAACUCUAACUCUAUUCAUUUUAAACACUUGCUUCACAAUCUCAUAGUCUUGAUGCAACAUAUCCUCUGAACGUCUGUCUUUUUUCACCAUAAAUGCCAACAUCAACAAGGUUCUCUCCCUCUGCCCACCGUUUCUUCUCGACGUGAUGGAGCAUAGCGUACGUCUCUUGCUGAACGUUUCCUUUGUCGCGCGUCAGAGACAAGAACUUCGUUUACUAGACGACGAAGUCUUCGGCGCAACUGGUUUGAUGACGGAAGAAGAGGCGCGUGAGGACCUGGCACAGCGAGAAGGCGUCAAGGAGAAAUAUGAAGGCGAUGCGAAGCGCGCUUUUGCAACAGUGUUGUCUUGUGUAUCGGAAUUGAGAAAGAAAAUAGCGGAAUAUGGAGCGAGAGAAGAGGAUCUGGUAGGUGCAAUUGCUAAUGCUAGUGCUAAUAUGGGCACUGGAACACCAGGUGAGGGAGAGAGCACCCCUUCAAGUGCGGAUAUUGAGAUGAACAAGGUCAAAGCUUCUUUUGCCAGAUGGGACAAGGAACUUGACUGUCUUGAAAAGGACCUGAGCUCUGUUGGCACUGCCCGGAGGCGGACCUCACAAGAUGAAGUGGAAUUUGGUGAUUAAGCAUGGAGAUGCCGUAAUGCGUUCAGCGGAGUCGAAUCAAUAGUCCCUGCCGCUGGGCAUGCAGUUUUUAGGUCGCAUAGCGAACGCGUCCGCAAAGACGAAGAUGGACGCGCGAUGAUCGCAGGAAAAAUGGAUGCGGAACUGCGAGAAAAUGAAAACGAUAGCCUCCAGUCUACUCUCCGCGCCGCUCUCAGGCGUUCAAGUUUACGAAGAUAUCGGCUCCGGACGUUUCCGGACAACGUCACUAUGCUUCCAGAUCGGUCUUCUGGUUACACCACUACCACGCGCACUUGGACACGAGGCAUAGCUAGGCGCAAACAGCGAAGACAGAACAAAUACAAUUCACUCAGGAGUUCGUGCUGCGUCCGGAAGCUCAACGGAGCAAUGUUGAGGCGCUGUGUUGAUUAAUGAUGUGUUGACCACUGCGACUGAUUGCAAUCACAACUUCUAUUGCAGUCUCUGGCAUUCACAUUGUCACACAAGAAU